This is a messenger RNA of Phlebotomus papatasi, 2693 nucleotides long. RefSeq lists its product as uncharacterized. The transcript has 3 exons. The record is from RefSeq and is a predicted model, not a curated record. The coding region runs from base 119 to 1531 and encodes 470 amino acids. NCBI's taxonomy places the organism in Eukaryota, Metazoa, Arthropoda, Insecta, Diptera, Psychodidae.
AUCACUUCCAGGAACGCUGUUGAGCGCUUUUAUCUUCUCAUUUAUUAGCGUUAGUCAUUCCCAAGUCGUCGAUCACAAAAAUACAAGCAUUUGUGCAAGUUAUGAUAGAAGUGAUACAAUGUUUUUCAAACUGAUUAUAAUAUUUCUUUCACUUGCAACAAUUUCACGAGGAAAUGAAGUUUGCCUUUGCUGUGGUGACCAAACAAUUAAUCAAAACCUCAGAGAUUGCAGAAAUGUGGCCAGGCAGGCUACAAGUGAAGAAAUUGAGUACUUAAAAGAUUUCUGCCAUGCUCAACCAACAGAAAUGGACUACGAACAAUCCCAGUAUCGCUACAAAUUAGCAUUUUUGGAUCAAUUCGAUGUUAAUUCUGUAUCUUCUUUUGGAUUACCUACACGCAAUUGCCAAAGUUCCUUUAACAGUUUAGAUGGCUUAUUGUACUUGGUCCCUGAGAGUACAUCGGAUCUAUUUUAUCGUUUUCAAUAUACAAAUCGAUGCUAUGCGGGUCUGCAAAUUGAAGAUCGAAAUGGAGAGCAGGUUCGAGUACCAGGAGUAAUGUGCUAUAGUCAAUACGAUAGGGAUGUUGUGAACUUUAAAGCAUUCUCCGAAACGUACAUGCCCGAAACUACAAACAUUACAAGAUACAUGUAUUUUGUUCGUCAACCAAUAUUCUAUAAAAUGACAAAGAUCUCCUAUAAGAAAGGUGAUCGACUUAAUGUCUAUCCUGUAUUCGAGAAAAACCUAGGUCAGUAUACAAUGUGCAACGAUGCCGAUACCGAAGAAAAAUUCACAAUAACUAUCAACUACAAGAAAAUCAUAGAUUUUGAUUUCGAGUCCUACAAAUUAUUUCCUUGUCUAUAUUCUGAACUUGAAAGCGACGAUGGAUUUAACCGCUUUAAUGAUGUAAAUCUGCCAGGAUUGUUUGAAAUAUUGGAUAAGGAUAAUAAUUAUGCACCUAGAAAAAUUCCGAUAAGCAGAUCCUGCAUAGACAAUCUUCCAUAUACUUCAAAUAUUCAGAUAAAAGUUGACUUAGGCACGACUAUACCCCCGCACAGUUGUGCUUCAGCAAAAGGCAAAGUUCUUAUACGAAGGUACGACACACAAAUUAAUGCUACAUUUAAUGUCCAUUUAGCCAACAUGGGCAACUUCACAGAUCACACUACUUUGCGGAAAUCUGCGACGAUAAUUGAGUAUGAAAAAGAGGACGUGAUUUUAGAUGACAUUAAAAUUUCAGGACGUAACAGCAUCAUUAUCAUAAUACCGCUCUAUGUAGCGUACUUAAUUCUUGGAUGUGUUGUUGGAAUGAUCUUUUUCUGUCUCUUGCUCUUCACUGUUAUCAAAUCAAUGAAUUAUGUGGAUAAAGCAAACUUCAGAGACAAUUGGUACAGAACCUCAGAACGCUUCAGUGCUGCAGCUUUAAAUGCAGCUGAAUUUACGAAGGCUAAAGGAGCAAUAUUAGGCGAUAAAUUAAUAAGACUUGGGGAUUAUAUUUGCAAUGUGGGACACUGGAUUUAUCUGGAGAUUGAAAAGUAAAAUUUAAAGAAAAAAACGAGUAGGGGAAAUGCUUCUAAUUUUGUCCAGUUUCUUAUUUUGGACACUUUGAGGAUAACAUUGGACACUAAAAAUAAAUUGAUUAAAAUGAUGGAUUUUUAUUCCAAUAUUUGAUGAAUAAUGAAUUCUAUCUAAAUAUUUGUUCUUUUUGGAAGAUUUUAACACUAAAUACGUUAAAAUUUGAAUAUGAUUUGAGUUGAAAUUGCUUUGUUGAAAAUUCAGUGUGAGCAAUUGCUUACGAGAAAUAUGACAGAACUUCGUGGCUUACUUCAGUCUUAUUUAGUUUUGGUGAAGUACUAACAAAGUUUGUUCGCUGUUUUUGAGUGAUAUUAUUGAAUAUUCAUUGAAUAUUGUGUUGAUUCACGUUACUGAUGAUUUGUACAUUUGACCUGAAGUGAGAUUUGCCUUGUGAAUUAUAUUUUUCGUGUGAAAAAUGGGAAAUUUUUUAAGACAUUCACCAGUGAGGUGAUGAUUCUUAUUUUGGACAGGUGUUUUUCUCACGAAAUUUCGUGAAGUUUUAGCUUUUGUGAUGGCUAGGUUGGACAAAUGCCUGGAGAAAUGAAGGAGCAUCAUCUCUACGAAAGAGAUGCAGUGAGAAAUGCCUUGAAAGGCUCCCGGAAAGGUCAGGGAAUGAGCGAAUCCGCACGUACUUGGAGUACCGAAGUCAACUCACUUUAAUGAAUGAUAUGGAAAGUUUCUGGGCUUUUUGUGACAUUCCACGUUUCCCUUACAUGACCAGGAAGAGGACUUGGUAAGAUUGGUUCAUAAAAUGAAGAACAAUGGGCAUCCUGUUGAGGCGGAUUAUCUGUCCAAAUUUACAGACAAGUUGUAAAAAUUAAUAACCAAGUUGUCCAAAAUAAGAGUCAAAUUCACCUCUACAUAUCAAUUCAUUUUUAAACGUAUUAAAACUAAUUUUAGUAAAAAUGAGAUGAUAAAUAGCUUGCCAAGUUUCUAAACAAUCCUUCUGAAAAGAGAGUAACAAGAAAAGUCAAUUAGUAUUGAAAAUAUGGCACUUCAAACUUAGGAUAUCGAUGCUUAUAUGCAGACUGUCCAAAAUUAGAAGCACUUCCCCUAAUCAGCUUUAUAGUGAUAUACAAAAAUAUUAAUUAUUGACUACACCAAGAAUAAAUUGGUUAACAAUUCA